AUGGCAGGUCUCACAUGUUAUUUGCAACUUGGUGACAGGCUCUCUCAAAUAUGGCUAAAUAAAUAUACAUUGGCGUUGCUGCUGGCGAUGAUAAAGCUUAUAUUUUUCUCUCAAUCUGUACAGCAUGCGUUAGAAGCCUCGCAGGCAUACAUACUGUCCAAUUGUCACAACAUCGAUACAUUCUAUUCCAAAGUGACAGACAACACACCCCACUAUCUGGGCGUCAUGGGCAAUUACCUCAUCGAAAAGGGUAUGGAGGAAACAGUCAAGGCCACUCUGGAGACGCUAUCGCUUAUAGUUUAUGCCAGUGAAGGAUUGCUUAAUUUUGUGAUUGAUUUGUAUUUGGGCACAUAUGCCUGCUUGAUCGUCAGUGCCGUGGAUGGGACUGUGGAUGUCGCCACUAACACUACGGAAAAAUUGAUCAGUUUGGUCAACGAUACAGUUUCGAGUGUAGCCAAUGAAUUGGAUAAUGGGUUGGAUGACAUCUCCAAGGUAAUCAAUAAGGUCAUUAAGGCUGCAUCCAAAGUGGAGGAUUUUUUUACUGGCGACGACGAUGACGACAGUAACAUGACCUCGUCCAUUAAAAGUGUCAACCUCACCAUAUCUGCACUCCAUAAUCUAUAUAUUCCCUCGUCAAUCAACAACAAAUUAGAGGAGCUAUCAGCGAAGACACCAGAUUUUGCGCAAGUUAAAAAUUCCACGAAGAAUCUGAUAUCAGUUCCCUUUAAUGAAGUACGUAAGAAUAUCAAAGCCAUGAACACUAGCAAAUUAAUUGCAGACACCUCAGUUUUGUACGUCCCCCCAAUUUCUGUUGCCAAUGGCACUGGGAUAUGUUCAUCCAAUGAAUCGGGCAUUAUAGAUUUUUACGCUGUUCUGGGGCAAGUUCUGAGAAUAAGUACCAUAGUCUGCAUCACCUUACUGAUAUGCUGUGCCGUUGGUGCGAUGAUACCUGUUGCCUGGAACGAAAUAAAACUUUGGAAACGUCUUUGCAGUAUGAGAGACCAAUACAUGCUGAGUAGGCAAGAUUCGUAUACGUCCUUUUCCAGCGAAAAUACUCACGAAUUGAAGGACCCGUUCGCAGAUCCACCUUUACACAAGGAUCAAUACGAUGUCAUUGCAAGCUAUCAGCAGUGCUUUCAAACAUGGAAUACCAGAAUCGCAUGUCAGAUGACAAAGGUUGUCACUCUAGGAAAAUCACCACAGGACAUCGACCCUGAUACUAGAAAGAAAAUAGAGUGGGUAGUGGCUUAUAUGACGUCCGAAAGGGCACUGUGCAUUCUAGGAAUUGGAUUGUUGGGUAUCUUGGUGUGCAUAUGCCAAUUUGCCAUGAUAUCAGUGCUUCAACACAAGAUAGGCCAUUCAUUGGCGUCCAGUGACAGCAGUAACGUUCAAACUCUGCUGAAGUCCAGCGCUGCUGUUGAUAUAGAAAACCAAAUGAGUCUUUGGAGCGUUCAAACAAACGAUUACAUAAACACCACCGAGACCAAUAUCAACCGGGAGGUAUUUGGGUGGAUAGGCACGACAACACGAUCCAUAAACAGCACUGUGGCCACCAUGAUCUCCGAUAUAGACACUACUUUGGCAGACGUGUUCAAUGGGACACUGCUAUAUAACCCGAUGAAGACGGUUGUUGGAUGUGUCAUCGAAAACAAGCUCUACACAAUAGAGAAGGCAAUGACGUGGAUCCAUGACAAGGCCCAGCUGCAGAUUCCGAGAAUUAACGGGACCCAGAUCAAGCAGGCCCUGGAAAAACAAGCAAACAACGGCACUACGGCUGCAACCAGUUCCACAUCUUCCGCUACAGCAAGCUUACUGGAGGACCUCGUAGAUGAAAUGAGGGAAGGGCUUUUGAAGGUUCUGCGAGCUUACUACAGGAUAACCAUGGGAGAACUUACGGUGGCCUUGAUCAUUAUCGGAGUGUGGCUGGUACAAUUGCCCAUAGCCAUGGUAAUUCUUCGGUCACGUCUUCGCAAGAGCACCCUUCACUGA
This is a messenger RNA of Saccharomyces kudriavzevii IFO 1802, 1989 nucleotides long. It is a transcript of the gene PRM1, whose product is annotated as pheromone-regulated protein PRM1. The transcript has a single exon. NCBI's taxonomy places the organism in Eukaryota, Fungi, Ascomycota, Saccharomycetes, Saccharomycetales, Saccharomycetaceae. The coding region runs from base 1 to 1989 and encodes 662 amino acids. The record is from RefSeq and is a predicted model, not a curated record. Gene Ontology annotation, cellular component: mating projection tip.